GACCGCUCGAGUCUACCCUGCUCGUCAUCCUCAUCUGCUUCUGCUUCUGCUUCUGCUUCUGCUUCUGCUCGUGCUUCUGCUCGUGCUUCUGCUUCUGCACCGACUCGGCCUCGUCUUGCCAGUAUCCAACAUGGCCCCCCUCAUUUCGUUGCUGAGCCCUUACGCCUCUUCCCUCACCUCGGUUCUGCUGAUCGACUAUGGCAUCCAGGCCCUUGGAUUCUCGAUCUCGGCUCCGCUCAGGACAGAGAAGCUGUUUGAUCUCGCAGGCGCCGUCUCGUAUGUCUCGGCCGUGGCGGCCUCUGUCCUGUUUAGGCCCGAGGGCGACGUUCUGUCCAGGCGGCAGGUUUUGGCUGCUGCCAUGACGACCCUGUGGGCCUUUCGUCUGGGCUCGUUCCUGUUCGUCCGGGUAUUCUUCAAGUCCGACAAGCGCUUCGAUAAGAUCAAGCACAACACCAAGCGCUUUGCGCUCACUUGGGUCCUCCAGGGUGUCUGGGUCUACAUCACCGCCCUGCCUGUCUAUAUCCUACUGGCGAACCCUGGCGCUUCGCAGCGUCCGCUGCAGAUCACCGACUAUGUCGGUGCUGGGCUUUGGGCUACUGGUUUCCUCAUCGAAGCCGUCGCCGAUGCCCAGAAGUUCGCCUUCAAGAACAAGCAUCCGCACAAGUUUAUGAGCACUGGCCUCUUCCGCUACUCGCGCUGUGAGUUGCAGCAACCUCCCCAGGCGGGCGAGAUCGGUUUUGGCCAACAGAUGUUGCCCUGGGACGCUGCAGUCCGCCAUUCUGGGGAUGCACAAUCGAUCUGCUGGAAAGUCGACCACGGCUGACUGCAUCUAUUUCUCCUGGCCAGACCCGAACUACUUUGGCGAAAUCACCCUCUGGGGUGGCAUGUUCUUGCUCUGUUCAGGAGGCUUUGUCAGCCCCUGGCAAUGGCUCUCGAUCAUCUCGCCGUACUUUGAGUACUCGCUGAUCAUGCAUGUUUCUGGCGUCAAGCUGCUGGAGAAGAGCUCCGCUGAAAAAUACGGAAAGCUACCUG
Messenger RNA from Polychytrium aggregatum, 1032 nucleotides. RefSeq lists its product as uncharacterized. The record is from RefSeq and is a predicted model, not a curated record. The transcript is spliced from 2 exons. Lineage: Eukaryota; Fungi; Chytridiomycota; Chytridiomycetes; Polychytriales. The coding region runs from base 131 to 823 and encodes 230 amino acids. Gene Ontology annotation, cellular component: membrane.